Messenger RNA from Ipomoea nil (Japanese morning glory), 3897 nucleotides. RefSeq lists its product as uncharacterized. Gene Ontology annotation, molecular function: nucleic acid binding. Gene Ontology annotation, biological process: DNA integration. The record is from RefSeq and is a predicted model, not a curated record. The coding region runs from base 1 to 3897 and encodes 1298 amino acids. The transcript is spliced from 7 exons. Lineage: Eukaryota; Viridiplantae; Streptophyta; Magnoliopsida; Solanales; Convolvulaceae.
AUGGCUGCAAAUUCUCAACAAUUUGGCAAUAGGCUUGUCCAACCAUCUAAGCAAGUGAAUGAGUUUCAGCAGGAAACACAACAAUUUCAACAAGAAACAAGAGCUAGUAUUCAAGAAACGAAGGCUAGUAUUCAGAACUUGGAAAGGCAGAUGGGUCAACUAGCGACUACGGUAAGUCGGUUGGAAUCACAGAGUUCUGGCAAACUACCCUCGCAAAUGGUGGUUAAUCCAAGAGAAAAUGCAAGUGCAAUUGUGUUGAGAAUUGGUAAGGAAAUUGAAGGGCCUGCGGUUGCUACCCCAUCAGUGAACCAAGAAAAAGAGGGAACUAACAACAAUGAAAAAUCUCAAGGUAAGUCUCCCAACCUUUCUGAUUAUGAACCAGUUCCCCCAUCCCCUCAAGCUUUGUCAGAAUCUAUAAAAGGAACGAAAGAUGAAGAGUUAUAUGAAACUUUCAAAAAUUGUGAAGUGAAUAUUCCGCUACUUGAUGCAAUAAAACAAGUUCCAAGAUAUGCUAAGUUCUUAAAGGAGUUGUGUACAACAAAAAGGAAACAAAGAUCAUCAAAGGGUGAGAAAGUGCUAAUGGGCAAGAAUGUUUCUGCUGUGAUUCAAAGCAAGCUUCCUGAAAAAUGCAAGGAUCCAGGUAUGUUUACUAUUCCUUGUAUGAUAGGCGAUACUAAACUUGAGAAAGCCAUGUUAGACUUAAGAGCAUCUAUUAAUGUUAUGCCAUAUUCUGUUGGCACACUUACUAUGGAAUUUGAUGGUAAUGUUGUUACGUUCAAUAUUUAUAAUGCUAUGAAAUACCCUGGAGGUGAUUGUGUUGCUUGCUCUGUUGAUAUUAUUGAUUCAUUGGUUGAAGAAGUUUUUGAAUUUAAUGGUGAAGAUAAAUUGGAAGUUGUUAUUUGUGAACACCUUGAAAAUGAUGAAUUUGCUAUGAGUGACAAUUUACGAGAAGUUAUUGCAUCAUUGAAUCAUUGUCCUAAAUUGCGCCAACAAAGUAAGGUUUCUUAUAUGGCUUUACCUGCUUCUAGUGAAAAAUUGUUACCAUCUGUUGUGCAAGCACCGAUCCCCGCAUUGAAACCCCUUCUUGAACACCUUAAAUAUGCUUUCUUAGGAGAAAAUAAAACAUUGCCAGUCAUAAUUUCAACUAAACUGUCUGCAAUAGAAGAGGAAAAACUUGUCCAAGUGCUAAAAGAACACAAAACUGCCAUUGGGUGGACAAUUGCAGACAUCAAAGGGAUAAGUCCAUCCACUUGCAUGCACCGAAUCCUUCUAGAUGAAGGAGCAGAACCAUCUCGUCAACCACAAAGAAGGCUAAACCCGCCCAUGAUGGAAGUAGUCAAGGAAGAGGUCAUCAAACUCCUUGGGGCUGGGAUAAUCUAUCCAAUUUCAGACAGCAAAUGGGUUAGCCCAACUCAAGUGGUUCCUAAGAAAACAGGGAUUACGGUUGUCAAAAACCAAAAUGAUGAACUGGUCCCCACUCGUAUUCAAAAUGGGUGGCGAGUUUGUAUAGAUUAUAGGAAGUUGAAUGCUGUUACAAGAAAAGAUCACUUCCCCUUACCGUUUAUUGACCAAAUGUUAGAAAGGUUAGCUGGUCGCUCUUAUUUUUGUUUUCUUGAUGGUUAUUCAGGUUAUUUCCAGAUUGCAAUUGCUCCGGAAGACCAGGAAAAAAUGACUUUUACAUGUCCCUUUGGCACUUUUGCAUAUCGACGCAUGCCGUUUGGCCUCUGUAAUGCCCCGGGUACCUUUCAAAGGUGUAUGGUUAGUAUAUUUUCUGAUUAUGUAGGGCAUAUGAUUGAAGUUUUCAUGGAUGAUUUUACAGUUUAUGGUGACUCUUUUGAUACCUGCUUACAUAACCUUUCUGGGAUUGAGGUUGAUAAAGCCAAGGUUGAUAUUAUUGAAUCUCUGCCGUAUCUCACUAAUGUGCGGGAAGUCCGCUCUUUUCUUGGACAUGCAGGUUUUUAUCGAAGGUUUAUCAAAGACUUCUCGAAAAUAGCCUUACCUUUAAGCAAACUGUUGCAGAAAGAGACAUCAUUUGAGUUUGACAAAGAGUGUAAAGGAGCAUUUGACGAAUUGAAAGAGUUGUUGGCAUCUGCGCCGAUCAUUCAGCCACCUAACUGGGACUACCCAUUUGAGAUUAUGUGUGAUGCAAGUGAUCACGCAGUUGGGGCUGUGUUGGGCCAAAAGAUCGGGAAAUCUUCCCACGUUAUUUAUUAUGCUUCUAGGACUUUAAAUGAUGCUCAGAAAAACUUUUCUACUACAGAGAAAGAACUUUUAGCCAUUGUUUUUGCUUUAGAAAAAUUUAGGUCUUAUUUGCUGGGCACAAAAGUUAUAGUUUAUUCUGACCAUGCAGCUCUUCGCUACUUGAUGCAAAAGCAGGAAGCCAACCCACGAUUAAUAAGAUGGAUACUCCUCUUAAGUGAGUUUGAUGUGGAGAUCAAAGAUAAGAAGGGGUCAGAAAAUCUUGUGGCCGAUCAUUUGAGUCGGUUGGUACACAUUAAACCAGAACCUCCACUGCGAGAAGCAUUCCCUGAUGAACACCUAUUGGCUGCAACUGUGGUUUUACCUUGGUAUGCUAACAUAGUCAAAUUUUUGGUUGCUAACAAAUUUCCUUUUGAUUCCUCUAAGGCACAGAAAGAUAAAAUCAAGAGUAAUGCCAAGUACUAUGUAUGGGAUGAACCGUACCUUUGGAAACAUUGUGCUGACCAAGUGGUAAGGCGGUGUGUACCUGAUGAUGAAAUUUGUUGUGAUGCUUGUCAAAAGUCAGGUAAUUUAUCCCGGAGAAAUGAAAUGCCACAAACUCCGGUCCUAUUUUGUGAGGUCUUUGAUGUUUGGGGCAUUGAUUUUAUGGGCCCAUUUCCUGUAUCUUUUGGUUUUGUCUAUAUUUUACUUGCGGUUGAUUACGUUUCGAAGUGGGUGGAAGCUAAAGCCACCAGGACUGAUGACUCUAAAGCUGUUGCAGAUUUUAUCAAAACUAACAUCUUUUCCAGAUUUGGAAUUCCGAGGGCUAUAAUAAGUGAUCAGGGUACUCACUUUUGUAAUCACACCAUCGAAGCUUUGCUUAAAAAGUAUCAUCUCACCCAUAAGGUGUCAACUGCCUACCACCCGCAGACUAACGGGCAAGCAGAGGUAUCCAACCGAGAGGUAAAGUCAAUCCUUGAGAAAACAGUCAACCCAAACAGGAAGGAUUGGAGUUUGCGAUUAGAUGAUGCAUUGUGGGCGUACAGAACCGCAUACAAAACACCUAUUGGUAUGUCCCCUUAUCGCAUUGUGUUUGGGAAAGCUUGCCACCUCCCCGUUGAGUUAGAACACAAAGCUUAUUGGGUUGUCAAGAGCUUUAAUAUGAACAUUGAUGAAAGUGGCCUACACCGGAAGUUGCAACUUUCUGAGUUGGAGGAGAUUCGCAAUGAGGCCUACGAGAAUUCAAGAAUCUACAAAGAAAAGACAAAAGCAUUUCAUGACAAGAUGCUUUUGAGAAAGGAAUUUUCAAUUGGACAAAAGGUCCUACUCUUCCAGUCACGUCUUCGGCUAUUCCCAGAAGGUGAUCCUAUACAAGAGAUUGUCGAUAACACAUAUCCUUCAUACCGUAGUAGUAAGAUGGACCCUAAAAAUCUGGAGACUCGAGCCAUCUUGGCUCCGAAAUUAGAUGUUGUCGACUAUGUGAAUGAAUACAUGAAAGGUAUGAAUGAGGUGUCAUCUAAGAUUUUGAGCUGUUCAGAUAUACCAAACCAUUCAUUAACAUUGAAGGUUGGAUCUCCAGUUAUGCUUUUGAGAAACAUAGACGACUCAUUGGGUCAUUCUAAUGAAACAGGAUUGAUUAUCUCAAGACUAGGAAACUAUGUGCUUGAAGUGCAGAUUAUGAAGGGAAACAAUGCAUGUACCAAUGUGUUGAUCCCAUAG